Rhinocladiella mackenziei CBS 650.93 is the source of this 1233-nucleotide messenger RNA. RefSeq lists its product as uncharacterized. The coding region runs from base 1 to 1233 and encodes 410 amino acids. The transcript has 3 exons. NCBI's taxonomy places the organism in Eukaryota, Fungi, Ascomycota, Eurotiomycetes, Chaetothyriales, Herpotrichiellaceae. Gene Ontology annotation, cellular component: cytoplasm; nucleus. The record is from RefSeq and is a predicted model, not a curated record. Gene Ontology annotation, molecular function: tRNA-specific adenosine-34 deaminase activity.
AUGGCAGAUCGAAUUCCUUUCCUUGAGCCACUAAAGACAAUUCAUGAAACACGUGCCACUGAGGAUUUCGUCAAGGCAUUUGUUGUUGAGAUCCCUAUCAAAUUGACAAGUAAAGCACUCAGCAUUGUCAAACCCGUCAUUCCUUCUGGCGGCCAGCAUCCUUCAUUUAGCCACCUUCGACGUGUGUGUACGCUAUCACACUUACCUCUGGAUCUGACCUGGCGCCGUGAUUAUGACUCCGGGGUCCUUCAGACGGUGUUUCUUAUACUACCAAAUACUGGGGUCCCCUGGGAGGAUAUACAAGCUAUUCUCAUGCCCCACAUCGACGUUGAAGGACUUCCUCGUUGUUUCGAUGCUGUGGUACCACGAUUGGCGCCCUUGAGUGCUGAACAAGCCACGCUUUGGACUGAGAGGUACUGGCCGUCAAUCUUCAAUCCGUCUUCACAAGUCAUCCAGGAUGCACCGCCUCUCGACCAGCUUCGCCGUGUGCGGACCGCUCUCGAAGUACGAGGUGCGGACAAGUAUAUGAAGUUGGCAAUCAGAACCGCAGUCGAAUCUGAAGAAGGUGGGCAUGGAAGAUCCGUCGGCGCCGUGGUGGUUGAUCCGGAUGCAGGAGCCGUUGUGGCUGUCGCUGGGGACGCCCGUUGGUGGUCUGACGACUCCGAAGUCCACGAAUCAUUGAUGGCAAGUCAUGGAGAAGGGAGACCAGAAUACCAUGCCGUUAUGAGGGUCAUUGCAAUGGUUGCCAACAAGGAACUUCGACGACGUAUCAAAAAUGGAUCUCACCAUAAUUUUCUCGCCACUUGUUCCGAAACGCCAUCCGGCCAGGCCCUCACCACCAUCGAAGCACGCUACGAGGAUGAGAACAAAGUCCUUCGGGACCUCGCAGCUGGACCUGGUAACGUUGCUCUCGAUGAAGGCGACGGAUUGCCCAAGAAGCAGUCAGAGUCCCGUCCCGAUGCCUACCUUUGCAACGGACUGGACCUGUAUCUCACUCACGAACCCUGCGUAUGCUGUGCUAUGGCCAUGAUUCACUCCAGGUUCAGAGCCUGUGUCUUCGCUCGAAGAAUGCCCGCGAGCGGCGGCCUUUGUGCCGAAGCUGGCGGUCAGAAACCGGGAUAUGGCCUUUUCUGGCGCCGGGAGCUCAACUGGAGGGUCAUGACUUUCCAGCAUAAUCAGGCAUCGGCGUUGGGAGUCGGAAAUCGAAUUGACACGGGAAUAUUCCAUGCUUAG